Messenger RNA from Pomacea canaliculata, 3929 nucleotides. RefSeq lists its product as uncharacterized. Gene Ontology annotation, molecular function: protein binding. The record is from RefSeq and is a predicted model, not a curated record. Bases 663 to 3929 code for a protein of 1088 amino acids. Gene Ontology annotation, cellular component: cytoplasm; nucleus. The transcript is spliced from 8 exons. NCBI's taxonomy places the organism in Eukaryota, Metazoa, Mollusca, Gastropoda, Architaenioglossa, Ampullariidae.
GGUGGUAGUGUGGGUGGGGUGGUGGGGAGAGAGGAUGUUUUUCGUAAUCGCCAGAGACUUUCCAGGCUGUCGACGAUAAUCGGCUUGACGAGAUUGUUCUGUGAAAACUGCCAGAACCCCCUUUCGCAGACCUCCGCAAUUUCCCUCAAAGUGUUGUAGCACUCGCGUGUAAGAAGAGCAUGCGCAGUCCUUUCUCUAGUCGUCGCUAUAGCGAAGGUUAGAUAACUAUACAGCCCAUACUGCCCCCACCCCAUCCCCACAACUCCUCCACAAUAGUUCGGACUGCCCCCUCGUGCGGUGCUUGCGCCAGCAGUGACCCGGUCUGCUGACUCGAUUCCUGCGCAUAACAACAGUAAAGAAAGAAGAUACCCUGUCUUAAAUGACCCAGGCGGGUACUGUGGAUGGCCGGGGCACAGGUGCUGGGACUGUGAUAAAAGUGUUCUCCAGAAACUUCCUUAUGAGAGAUAGAGCCUCAGCAGGAAUCAAGAUAACAUUUUCUCCGCAAACUUCCUUUUUAAGAUAACACCUUGAUGAGUUUCUGUAACAUUCAGCGAUACUGCGGCUUCUCCGGAACAUUGCAGUCCGUUCUCAAGACCAAAGGUUCUUCACAAAAGAAGGAGCUACACUAUUCAAAGGAUCGUUGAGUGGAAGAUUGCGAUUUAAUGAGAGAAGUUCAAAACACAAUAUUUUUCCUCUUUGUUUCUCGCAAUGAGAACUCUGAUAUAAGAGAGAGAGCAAACCACAGAACAUUUCAGUCGUUCAGAACUAGCAAAGUAAAAGCUCACGUGACACUCCAGGCAGACGCCUGUCCGUGGUUCCCAGAACUUCAACAAGUUUCCGCUCCUCCAUGCUGGCAAAGUCUUCAGGGGUUGACGGAGGUCGAUACUUGCGUCCCUUUAGUAUUGGUGGCCCCUGCCUCCUGCUGUCGUGGCGUGGACCAUGAGCCCAGCAUGUCCACGGAGCUCAUCUCUGCGGCCAAGAACGGCUACCACUCUAAGGUCAUGGCGCUGUUGUCGGAGGGCGAGGUGGACGUCAACGGCCGCGACAAGGACCGGGCCACCGCCCUCUACUGGAGCGCCUGCCGAGGUAAUGCCGCCAUCUGCCGGGCACUCAUCAAGGCCGGAUGUGACGUCAACGCAUCCGUGAAGUGGGGGUCCACGGCACUGCACGCUGCCUCCGACCGCAACAACGUGGAGUGUCUCAAGGCACUGAUUGACAGUGGGGUGGACGUGGACAUGCAGAACGAAAGAGGCGACACCGCCCUCCACCUGGCGGCCUACCGUGGGUUUCGGGACAUCGUGGAGCACCUCCUGUCAGCCGGCGCCAAUCCAUUCUCCAAGAACUUGCAGAACAAGACGCCCCUCCAAGAGGCUCAGUCUCGCCAGCACGCUAGUACAGUCAGCAUCCUCCAGCUACGGAUGGAAGAACUAGGCUGCAUUCCUUUCAAAUCACUUCAGCAUCCUCAGUCGGGCACCGUUCAUGCUGACGACCGCCCUGGGCCCUCAGUACAAGCCAAGUCUUGGCCGCACUACCAAGUUCACCCACGAUUACUGGAAUCAGAAGUCAUUUAUAAGCACACCAAGCCCAUCGGAAUGAAUAACCUCUCGACCUGUCAACCUGCAAAAUCAUCGGAGACAGCCAUGCAGCUGGGUCAAGACAGAACUUUGUACAGACAAGGGGAGGUGCGUGGUCUCCGGGACUCUUCCACAGGGUUAAACGAUCUCAACUCGGGGGGCGACAUCUGUCUGUACACCCACAGUGAGCCCGAAGAAAGCGUCGACGACAGCGUCGAUGGCUGCAACAGCCACAAAAUGGCGGACAUUUAUGGUCAGCACAACAUACUGGGCAACCUUUCCGGCAAACCCAGCAGCCACAAGAUGCUGGACCACCAUGGGAAAAAUGGUGUUCGUCCCACCAACACUUUCGUGCAUGAUGGCCGCAGUGCAGGUAGUGACUGCGCAUGUCACCAAAACGGGUUCAUGGACACUAACGUCGAUCUCCUCCUCAACUGUGUUCCGACUUACCAUGGGCAGGUAACUCCUGCUUCCUCUCCUCUGCAAUGUGUCCGGUGCUCUUCCGGUGCUAGAACGUCCGUUAACGGGGUAUUCCUACCACCGCCGGAUAUAACGGUCCCCGGACAUGGUAUAUCAGUCCCUAGGAAUAGCUACCCGGCUAGCUCUAGGCAGUUGAACAUAGAUGACUUGGCCGUGUAUGCACAGUCUCUUCAGAUGGAGGUCGUCAGGCUGAGGGAGACUGUCACAAGCAAAGAUGCGGAGAUAGCAGACAUGAGGAAGAAACUAGCCGCUUUGGAAAAACAAAAUUGUGUAUUGCAACAGAUGGUAAAAAACGAGCAGGAAGCGUGCGGUAAGGUGAUAGCUUUCAAAGAAAGUGAAGUGUCUGAAUUCAAACGACGGACAGUUAACCUAGAAAACCUCAUCGCUACUCUAGAACACGCCAUCGACAGCAAAGAUGAAAUUACCCGGGAUGCGUUAGGAGUGAAAGAAAAUGAGAUCAAGGUGUUGAAACUUAAGCUCAGUUUUCUGGAGACCCAGGUGACGAAUCUGCAACAACUAGUCGUUAGUAAGGACGAAGCUGCUAAUAAAACUCUCUGUGAAAAGGACAAAGAACUGCAGGCUCUCCAAUGCAAACUCCAGGCUCUGGAAAAAGAGAACGCCAGAAUUCUAGACGAAUUCGGUAGCAGGUGUGAGGCCCCGUCGAAUGACCGGUCUAGUUGUGAUAUACACUCACCUGUAAACAUCGAUGUGAGUAGCCGUGAGAUGCAGACGUCAGGCGUGCGUGAGACGCAUCCUUGCUGCGCAGCAGUUCCGCAGCUGACGACCUCCCACUUUGCGGUCCUCUUCUCCGAGCUCCGGCGGCAGCACGACCGCCGUUGGGUGGACGCCUUCCUCGAGCCGUUGAAGACCAAGCUGGCGGCGUCGCUGCAGAAGGAGGAGGUGGUGGUCAGCAAGCUGGACGCCGACGGGAGAGAAUGGCGGCUGGACCGGGACUUCCGACUGCUGGACCCAAACCCCAUCAACUGUUCCGAUGAUGGUCAGAGGCGAGGGUCCUGCUCGCUGGUCUUCAGCAUCGAGCACAAAGGCAAUAGGUUCAUCCUCAAGAUGCUGGCGAACCUGAUCAACCUGCAGUUCGACAGCCACUCGCGAGGCCGCAGCCUGGAUGCCCACCUUCUGUACAGCUUUGGCACAGAGUUCCUUGUACCGCUACUACUCAACGGCCACCCCAACAUCGUGCGCGUGCGCCACCACUUCCAAGGGGACACCACCCACUUCCGCAGUUACCUCCCCUUGCUGGUGCCGCCCUCACUAGGGACGGUUCCCCGUGACAUGGCGCCGGGGCGGACAACUUCCUGGUCCAUGGACGGGAGAAAACCCCCAUGCGACCCUUCUUUUUUUGCCACCCAUAUUGCUUCACCGCACAUUCCAAAGGCGACCCAACCCGUCUUUCUCGACUGGCGGUUGCGCCCCCUGCUGGGAGACUUUGGCUUUGCCAGACCGUUUUGCACUUUUGAAGGGGAGACCAUUCCAUUUGAGGACGCCGCGCAAGUGUGUGCUGGAAACUCUCAUGCCUGGGCUCCAGAGCUGUCUCGCUUGAACCGCAAAGGACCUCAGUCACUGUCACAAUCCGUGACCCUUGACCACGUUUACGCCAAGACAGAUGCCUUUGCGGUGAGUCGCAUGAUGUUUCACUUGCUGCGCCCCAUCUGGGACGACCCCCACAGCGACAACUUCCCCGCCAGCACACAGCUCAACCCACACUACCAGGACCUGGACAUCCCCUCCCUGCUGCCUCCCUUCUCCCCCGCUCUGUGUCACACGUUGGCUCUCAAGCAGCUAGGUGUGAAUGAUCCCCGCCCCACAGGGGACGAGCGCCAGGGCAGGGGCCCCCCUUCCCACCAAGGGGUACCCUGA